CGUUACAAUUUAUAUUGUCACAUGAUGUCACAUGAUUCAGGCCAAUGUUGUUUUAUAUUUAUCACUUGAGUUUUGCUGAUAAAAUUAUUGGGUCAUUUCUGCCAACAUGAAUUCACCUACAUUAAAUGUUGUUCAACACUAUUCAACCUUAACACUAACCAUAAAAUAAUCGACAUUUUAACAACCUCUGAUUGUAAUAUUUCAUAUAAUAGUUGACAUAUUUGUGUUUGUGUUGUGUUUUGAUAGGUUGCAUGUAAGUCAUUUACCAUUAAAUCUACUGUCAUGUAGAAUCACAUUUAAUUUGUUACGAACAAUAAUAAUAAUAACAAUAAAAACACUUCACAUUGAUUUUGUUAUUGCAAGGCAUACAGUCAAUGAAUAAACCAUCUGGUUAAAAUGGUUAGUGAGAAGUUAAUAAUGAAUUUCUUGGGCUGCUUUCAUAGACAGACAAAUUCUAACAAUGAUUUAAAGUUUACUGAAGGGCAUUCGGUGGCACGGUGGUCGACUGGUUAGAGCGUCAACCUCACAGUUCUGAGGACCCGGUUUCAGUCCCCCAGGUUGCGGCUCAGAAAAUGGAUGGAUGAGGGACAUUUCUUCUUCAAAUUGCAGACUACAAUCUGGUAGCAUUGUUACCUUUCUUAAGGUAGAAUUUGAACAAAGAUAUUGGAUCUGAUUAGAUAUGCAGGUGUACAUCGCUGGUGUGCCUGGCUCUGGUUUUUCAACCCAACAAGACCAAUAUUGACAACCUAGUUUAGGGAACGAUUCCUCAGAUAUCUGUGACAAAAGUGGGCGGUCCUAGUUUGAAGGACUCUUGUGACAGGUGAUCCCUAUGCAGUAGAAUCUGGAAAUGAGUGGAUCACGAUAUAAUGAUUGGAAUGAGCUAUCUAUGAGUUAUUUGUGUGGGACAUGAAGAAGCUGGUGUGAAGAAAUGCCUUGAGUAUGGUUUGGCUACCUUGACUUUUUACUGCCGUGGACAUUGUACAGAUUUUUAAACCCAAUAGGGCUAUGCUCAUUUCCAGAUUCCUCCUCAGAUGUAGACACCAAUGGCAAUGGCAAGUUUGAAGGACUUUUGGAACAGACUCCAGAUAUGAGUGAAGGACUAUGGUGAUUAGAAUGGAUAAUGGGGUAUGUGGUAGGUGUACUGUUCUCCAGAAGGGGGUAGCAGUAUGAAGAAACUCACUGUCACUGUUGUAUGAUCUGGAUACCGCUACUCUUUGGUGUCGUGGUCAGUGAGCAGUUUUUUUUCUUCAACUCAGUCUGGCUCCUAAGAGGUCCAUCACAACUUGUGUCAAAAGUUGGAUCGUUAGCCAUGAGACAAGUUCCCAGUUUGAACGAUCUUUGGGACCAGGGGCAGACUUACCACUAGGCAAACACAAGCAAUUGCUUGGGACCCCAAGAUUUCAAGUGGCUCACAAACAUCUCAUAAAACCGGAUUAAUAAAGAGUUCUCCGAGUUAGAACAAUAGUUAUUGUUUUAGUCUUACUUCACAUGCUUAAAACCACAUCAUGAUCAUUUCGACUGCCCCCUCUCCUUUCGCACACAGUGGACUAUUUCAUCUUCUUACCUAAUCUUGUGCAGACUUGAUUCAGGAAGGUGAACUUGUUGGCGCGUUGUGCGAAAAAUCAAACUGGUUAUCCCAGUGGAGUAGAGAAGGCGAAAGGUAAACAAACAAUUUUUCAAAGCUACCCUUGCUUUUUCAUGGUGACACCAAAUGUGGGUAAUGGACAACAGCAAGAGCCAGACGCUCUUGCAGUAGCACUGCUGUCAUUGUCAGCCAAGGAUUCAGUAGCGAUGAAGUGAUGUGACAUGAGUGAUGUUUUUCAUCAAGAUGUAUUACAGCAGUUGAAAUGGUAAACUGUAUUGAAUGUUGACUAAUGUUCUUAUUAAUUACAGUAAGAGGAUUAAGAUGAUUCACUUGUUGGAUAAUAACCCUAAAGAGGGAUUUUUUCCCUCAAAUUCACUUUUACUUUCACUUCAAUUCACUUUUUAGUUGAUCAUAAGCAUUAAUAUUCCAAAUCUUUGCAGUACAUGGAUGUGGAGGGCCACAUGAAUAGGUUUGCCUUGCUCCCAAAUGACUUUACGGUGGUAUACGUAGCCUGGCUACCUUGGCAGGAAUUUCUUUGGUGCUGUGGUCAAUGUACAGGCUUUUCAACCCAAUAGAACUAAGUUUGAAUCCAAAUAGACACCUUUCAGAGUUCAGUGUCAGAAGUGGUUCAUGAUGAGACCAUCCAUGAUGUUCACACUUUUAAGGAUGCUGGGAACAGGUGACCCCUGUAUAGGCCAGAACUAGCUACCACUUUUUUUCAACCCAAUUCCAAAAGGGGAUAAGGAUACUCUUGCUCAGAGUUCAGCUACUGUACAUUGUUGACGAUAUUUCCCUUACUAUGAAAUGGAGUGGUACUGUUAGCAGUUGCUCAGUUCUGCGGUUCAGAGUUUGAAUCUGGGCGACAGCCUUCCUGUGAGGCGUUCUACCUGUAUGUUGCUGGGUUUUCGCAGGGUACUUUGGCUUCCAACCCCCCCCCCCUCCACUCCCCCAAAACAUGCAUUUUAGGUUCAGUGAAGACUGUAAUUAUCCUUAGUUGUGAAUGUGAACAGUUAUUUGUCUAUGCAGUAUGUGAGACCAGUCCAGGGUGUAGUCAGCUGGGAUAGGCUCCAGCUCACCCAUGACCCUAAUGAGGAUAGCGGUAUAGAAAAUGAUGAAAGGUAAGCAGUACAGAAGAUGGAUGGAUGGAUGUUACACAACCCCUGUCAGGUGAAGUCCAAGUAGCCUGUAACAUAUUGACAGUGGAAACUGCUUUGGCAUCUGACCUUUUUACUGGAAAUGCUUAAUGCAUUGCCGCGCAUAAGGUCCAUUGCAUGUUAUUUACAUUCUCAAGAGCAGGUCAAAGUCCAAAUGGAGCCAACAAACAUUCCAGAAGAGAAUCCAAAAAGUGACCACGAUCCAAAUGAUCCUUUUUUGAUCAAGAGAGGAAAGUGGGCCAACAAGAGAGAGUUUAUUCUGGCAGUGGUUGGAGAAAUCAUCGGUCUAGGGAAUGUCUGGAGAUUUCCUUAUCUCUGCUUCAAGAAUGGCGGUGGUGCCUUCUUGGUGCCAUAUGUGGUGUUCCUGCUGACCUGUGCGAUCCCCAUCUUCUUCCUCGAGUUGUCUUUGGGACAGUUGACCGGUCAAGGUGGAAUCACAUGCUGGAGAAAAAUAUGUCCCUUACUUGAAGGUAUAGGGUAUGGCAGUAUAGUGGUCAUGCUGUAUACAGUAAUGUAUUACAUCGUCAUUCUGGCAUGGGCCUUCCUCUACUUCUUCUCCUCCUUCCAGUCUGAACUCCCCUGGGCCAGCUGUAACAAUACCUGGAACACAGGUGACUGUGUUGAUAACCGAAAAAGUAAUUCAGCAAAUAUCAGCAUUUCUGCAAAUGUGACAUCUUCCGUUGAAGAAUUCUGGCAGAAGAGGAUCCUGAGUCUAUCUGGAGGGAUCGAGGAAAUGGGAAGUAUUCGUUGGGACCUGGCCGGAUGUCUUGUGCUCAGCUGGAUUAUGUGUUACUUCUGUGUCUGGAAAGGUGUUAAGUCUUCAGGAAAGGUUGUCUACUUCACAGCACCAUUUCCCUACGUGAUGAUGAUUGCUUUGGUGGUCCGUGGUCUGACCUUACCAGGGGCCAUGGAUGGAAUUCGAUUUUACCUCUCUCCUGAUCCCACACGUCUAUCUGAGCCACAAGUGUGGAUGGAUGCAGUGAGCCAAACAUUUUACUCCUAUGCUGUCUGCACGGGUUGUUUGGCAUCGUUGGGAAGUUACAACAACUACAAUAACAACUGCUACAAAGACACAUUUGCACUGUGCCUCCUGAACACUUCAACCAGCCUUGUCGCUGGCAUUGCAGUAUUCUCGGUUCUUGGCUUUAUGUCAUAUGAGCUGGGUAUUGACAUCUCGGAAGUAGCUGAAUCAGGUCCAGGCCUGGCAUUCAUUGCUUACCCUCAGGCAGUAGCCAUGAUGCCUUUACCACAACUCUGGGCUGCCUUCUUUUUCAUAAUGAUUAUCUUCCUGGGACUAGACAGUCAGUUUGUUUAUCUUGAAGCAUUGGUUACAUCCAUAUCAGAUCUGUACCCAUCCAUCUUUUUCACUGGACACCGACGUAAAAUACUGCUCCUGGGUCUGUGCGGUAUUUCCUUUUGUGUCGGCUUCUGUAUGGUUACUGAGGGAGGACUGUAUGUGUUUCACCUUUUUGACUAUUAUGCCUGCGCUGGCAUCCCCCUGAUCACUUUUGGCAUAAUGGAGUCCCUUUGCAUAGGAUGGAUAUAUGGUGCUGAUAAUUAUUAUAAUUAUAUCACAGAUAUGAUUGGCUAUCGGCCUUCACUUUAUCUGAAAUAUUGUUGGAAGUUUGUCACUCCAUUAUUGUUGACUGGCGUAUUAGUACUCUUCUUUCUUGUGAAAUUCAGCCCUUUGAAGUACAAUAAUACCUACUUGUACCCCUGGUGGGCACAUGCUCUGGGACUAUUACUUGCAUUCUCUUCCGUUAUCAUGAUUCCUCUGUGGAUUCUCUACAGUGUCGCUAAAACUCCAGGAUCACUCCCUCAGAGAAUAAGAACGUUGACGACGCCAACAAGCAGAUCACUCUGCGUGUCAGUGAACAAGUCUGAAAAAUAUUGCUCUAUCAAGUCAGAAGUGUGCCUUGAAAAGGAGUAAAAAAACAACAGGCGUGGACAACAAAGAUGCAUGUAACAUGAAAACAGUAUCUACUGAAUAUAAGGAUAACGUAAUAAAUCUCAAUUUAAAUGAUGCAUACAGUAACUUACGUACAUAAUCAACUACUGUGAACAUCUGCAAGAGAUUUUUUGUUUUAAACAAACCUCUAAAAUGUACCAUUUAUAAAAGUCAAUAGCAGCAUUUAAUUAAAAGUCAGGUAUGUGCUUAUUGUGAAUGAUUAUAAAUCAAAUAGAGGGGAGCAGCAUUUUAGUGAACAAUAUUUAAAAAAAUAUUUUUGACUUAAAUAACAUUCUUCUUCUUAUUAUUAUUAUUAUUAUUAUUAGUAGUAGUAGUAAUGCGGUAUUGAAGCUUCAGCAGUUCCUUAUUUUUCCCCCAGAGGGAGCUAAAUGCUCGUGUGUUUGUGAUUAGGUCCUUUUCCUUGUGCGCGUGUCGUGUGUGUGCGCUUGUGCGUGUCCUUAGAUGCCAUCCUCAUCAAGUUUAAAAGAAAGUUUAACUACAGGUGAAAAAGGGAAGAAGACAGGUCGAUCUCUCUGGAGAUGAACAAUUGAGUGAUAAAAUAAAUGCCAAGUUUUAUUUUCUUUGA
This is a messenger RNA of Phyllopteryx taeniolatus (common seadragon), 5273 nucleotides long. Its product is annotated as sodium- and chloride-dependent GABA transporter 3-like. NCBI's taxonomy places the organism in Eukaryota, Metazoa, Chordata, Actinopteri, Syngnathiformes, Syngnathidae. The record is from RefSeq and is a predicted model, not a curated record. Gene Ontology annotation, biological process: sodium ion transmembrane transport. Gene Ontology annotation, cellular component: membrane. The transcript has 14 exons. Bases 2822 to 4669 code for a protein of 615 amino acids.